Messenger RNA from Leptosomus discolor (cuckoo roller), 693 nucleotides. RefSeq names its product leucine rich repeat containing 58 (gene LRRC58). Lineage: Eukaryota; Metazoa; Chordata; Aves; Leptosomiformes; Leptosomidae. The record is from RefSeq and is a predicted model, not a curated record. Gene Ontology annotation, cellular component: cytoplasm. Gene Ontology annotation, molecular function: protein binding.
CUCCGCGGGCUGCAGAGCCUCAGCCUCGGCGGCAACCGCCUCCACGGCAUCCCGCCCGACAUCCAGGAGCUCCGCAGUUUAGAGUUUCUAUACCUUGGAGGGAAUUUCAUUACUUCAAUUCCACCUGAAUUAGCAAAUCUGCCUUCUCUAAGCUAUCUUGUUCUGUGUGACAACAAGAUCCAGAGCAUUCCACCGCAGCUGGCACAGCUUCAUUCCCUGCGUUCCCUUAGCCUGCACAAUAACCUGCUGACUUAUCUUCCUCGAGAGAUCCUUAACCUGGUUCACCUGGAAGAGCUGAGCCUGCGUGGGAACCCACUGGUGGUUCGGUUUGUCCGUGACCUGACCUACAAUCCCCCAAGCCUUCAGGAACUGGCUGGACGUACAAUUAAAACUCGCAAUGUUCCCUAUGCUCCCAGCGAUCUCCCAGAGAAUCUUUUCCGCUAUCUGAGCUUGGCCAGCAACUGUCCCAAUCCUAAAUGCGGGGGUGUCUACUUUGACAGCUGCGUCAGACAAAUCAAGUUUGUUGAUUUCUGUGGGAAGUAUCGCCUCCCGCUGAUGCACUACCUGUGCUCCCCAGAGUGCUCCUCUCCCUGCAGCUCUGCCUCCCAGAGCUCUACUUCCCAGAGUGAGUCUGACUCUGAGGACGAAGCCAGCGUUGCUGCGCGCAGGAUGCAGAAAGUCCUUCUGGGAUAA